Messenger RNA from Moesziomyces antarcticus, 642 nucleotides. RefSeq lists its product as uncharacterized. Lineage: Eukaryota; Fungi; Basidiomycota; Ustilaginomycetes; Ustilaginales; Ustilaginaceae. The transcript has 2 exons. The coding region runs from base 1 to 642 and encodes 213 amino acids. The record is from RefSeq and is a predicted model, not a curated record.
AUGCGCUUCCAGUCUGCUUCUUUCCUCGCUUCUCUGGCCGUCAUGGCCGCUUGCGGCACCAGUGCCCUCCAGAUCCCCGAGGGCUUUGUCCCCGUGAAGCUGGAGCCCUCGGGCCCUGCUGACUUGGGGCCCGGGGCCAUCGCAGGACUGGGGCCCGCGGUCUUGGGACCGGGUCCCGAGAUCGUUCCGGGACACGAGCCGACUCAACCAGGCUCAGGACCGGGUGGAGCCCUCAACCCCACUGGACUGUUCGGUCUUGUGCAAGACGAAGUGGUCUACCGCAUGUACUGCAACCGCGACAAGCCUCUGACUGGCGACUACGUUCGUCACUACGCUUGCUUCGCAACCAACACCGAGCUCAAGAAGAGUCUCUCGGCUCCCAACCCGCAGCGUCUCACCGGUUACAUCAACAACAAUGGCACCAACUUUGUGCUGUUUGCUGGUCAGAUUGUGACUCUGUCCGAGUCCAUUGAGGUCCAUGUCGAGGUGCCCGACAGAGCCGAUGUCGAGCCCAACAAGACUUGCUCCCAGGUCAAGCUCUACGACCUGCCCGAGUGGAAGCUCAAGUUCGACAAGCAGUCUUGCCCCGGCGACGACAAGCCCAUCAAGCUCGACCCCCCUGCGGCCGAAAAGGCCGCCUAA